Mus pahari (shrew mouse) is the source of this 1521-nucleotide messenger RNA. It is a transcript of the gene Mpdu1, whose product is annotated as mannose-P-dolichol utilization defect 1. Lineage: Eukaryota; Metazoa; Chordata; Mammalia; Rodentia; Muridae. The transcript has 8 exons. Gene Ontology annotation, biological process: oligosaccharide biosynthetic process. Bases 336 to 1031 code for a protein of 231 amino acids. The record is from RefSeq and is a predicted model, not a curated record.
CUCAGAGGACUGCUGGUGCCAAUUCUUUUACCUGAGAAAUGCUACGAUCAGCUCUUCGUCCAGUGGGACUUGCUGCACGGCAUUGCUCGAGUCCCCUGACCCUGCUCUCCUCAGGAACUGGACGACUCACUUCAAAUGUUCCUCUUUCCAUGGCAUACAUUCCGGAACCUUCUGGUUAUCCUGGCCCUUCUGCAGGGGACAACCCCACUCUUUCAUCAGCUGUCGUGUCAGCCCUCAAAACUACUUUAGAUGUAUUUAUAGGAAGUGGAAGUUGUAGUUCAGAAGAAGCUGUUCUAACAGCACACCUAGUCUGAAUAGAAGAUGUCGUAGCAAGGAUGUCUACCCCGCCAUCCCUACCGCCUCCAGAGACUUACUGGUGUGGUAGUCACGUUCCCUGCCUCAAGAUCCUCCUCAGCAAAGGCCUUGGGCUGGGCAUCGUGGCCGGGUCCCUUCUCGUGAAGCUGCCACAGGUGUUUAAACUCUUGGGAGCCAAGAGUGCAGAAGGACUGAGCCUCCAGUCAGUAAUGCUGGAACUAGUGGCACUCACUGGAACUGUGGUCUACAGCAUCACCAACAACUUUCCCUUCAGCUCUUGGGGUGAAGCACUGUUCCUGACACUCCAGACCGUUGCCAUCUGCUUCCUGGUCAUGCACUACAGAGGAGAGACCGUGAAAGGAGUCGCUUUCCUUGCUUGCUAUGCCAUGGUCCUGCUGGCGCUGCUCUCUCCACUCACGCCUCUGGCUGUAGUCACCCUGCUCCAAGCCUCCAAUGUACCUGCCGUGGUGGUGGGGAAGUUGCUCCAGGCAGCCACUAACUACCGCAACGGACACACAGGCCAGCUUUCAGCCAUUACAGUGUUUAUGCUGUUUGGGGGCUCCUUGGCCCGAAUCUUCACUUCUGUUCAGGAAACUGGAGACCCCCUCAUGGCCGGAGUCUUUGUGGUCUCUUCUCUCUGCAAUGGCCUCAUUGCUGCUCAGGUCCUCUUCUACUGGAAUGCAAAGACUCCCCACAAACUGAAAAAGGAGCAAUAGAGCUGAGCAAGCUUCUAGAACAAUUCCAUUUCCACUCAUCCUCAGAGUCCUCCCCACAUGACUUGAUCUGCUGGUGCAGUUUAUCCACCUUCCAUUCCUCUAACUGCAGCCUCCUGAGCCAGGGUUGUGGGAGAAGUGAAGCUUGUGUAAGCCCCACCUUCACUCCCUCCCUCCCUUCCCCAGACCCCUCCUGUGAGCAGCUGGUUCGCUGGGGCAGAUGAUCUGGCUCUGUCCACUUGCCUUCCUUUUGGACCAAGGACAGAGCCUAGAAAACUGGUCGGAAGCUAGCGGCUGCCUCCCUCUGCUGCCCGGGUGGGAUGGGCUAUUGGCGCCCAGUUCUGGAGGUGGGGGAGAGUGACUCAGAUAAGGCCCUCGGGGUUGGGUGGGGAGGUUCCUGCAGAGGCAGGUCCUGGCGGAAGGGUGUGUGAAGGCACUGGUUGCUGCUGUAGGGAGAGAAUACAAAUGGGACAAUAAAAGACUCAGAAGCAUG